ACAGUAGCCGGGUGUACAGUAUAAUGGUGGUGUCAGAAGGAAUGUGAUUGCGCGAAAAAUUUGACAGCUUUUCGAAUCUGAAAAUGGAACUAAGUUUUUUUUAAACGGCCAGCAUCUAUAGUGGAUACUUCUCUUUUAUAUUUUUUUGUGAAAAUGUUAAGGUUGCCAGUGCUUUGUUUAGUGGUUUUGAGCGCAGUUAUAGUGUGGGAAGUGACGGCUUUGAAGGCCGGUGACGUUGGAGUAUGCAUGACCAAAAUAAGCUCCCGGACGAGCAAAAGGGUGACGUUCACGAAGCUCAGCAACAAAUGGUGCGGCAAGAGAAAGUGCGUCGUACGGGUGGCCAGGAUACAGCCAGUAGUGGAGGUGCACGAUCGACUGAUAUGCUGCAGUGGCUUCCAAUACCAAGCCGAGAGCGAUGACUGCGCGCCGCUGUGCACCACGGGCUGCCUCGGCGGCCGCUGCGUGGCCCCCGACGUCUGCCAGUGCGACCCACCGGCUUACCUCGACCCUGGACACCAGAACACCUGUGUCCACCCCGUCUGCGACCCCCCCUGCCUCAAUGCAGACUGCACGUCCAACAACACCUGCACCUGCCACCAAAACUUCCAACCUUUCAACUCUACCCACUGCCACAACUGUGGACCAGGGUACUCAGUCGCCCCCAACUUGAAUUGCAACCCCAUUUGCGACCCUGAAUGCGACGGGGAAUGCACUGGACCCAACGUCUGCUCCUGUUCCCCUGGGUACAUUGCUGCUGGACACAAGUGCGAGCCAGUGUGUGACCCAGUGUGUGUAAACUCGAAAUGCGUAGCUCCUAACUCGUGCUCCUGCUUCGACGGCUACUCUGCAUCGAACAGCUCUUACUGCGCACCUGUGUGCGAGCGUUGCGACGCGAAAUGUACCGCUCCGAACGUGUGUGAGUGCUUCGAAGGCUAUGAGCACAUCGACGGGACUUGCAAGCCGAUCUGCAAAUCCAGUUGUGAGAACGGCUACUGUUCCGGCCCGAACGAAUGCUCAUGCAACGAGGGGUACAAGAAGAAUGAAACCUUGGGCGUGUGCUCUAAACCUUGCGAAAAGCAUUGUCCUGGCACAUGUACUGUACAUGGAGAGUGCCGCUGUGCUGUUCAAUCAACUGACUUAGUUCCCAAGAAAGUGCAAUAUAAAUGCGGCCCGAGAAAGAUAUGUACUACAAUGAAAAAAGAGAAAGUGACAAAAACAUCGUAUAUUUGCUGCGACGGAUGGACCUACCUUGAUGGCAAAUGUGUUGCUAAAUGUGAUCAGGUAUGCCUCAACGCGCAGUGCACGGAUACCAACAAAUGCACCUGUGACUCCGGCUUUGUGCCUCUCAACGAGACCCUCUGCGUCCCUCCGUGCCCUCCCGACCAGUACAACGACCUCUCAGUCCCAGAAUUCCCAUGCAGGUCCAAAUGCACUCAACCUUGCUCUAACGGCACCUGCGUAGACUUCAACAAAUGCUCAUGCAAUUCCGGCUUUAAACAAAAAGACCAGUUUACCUGUGAGCCUAAAUGUGGUGCAUGUGAACAUGGCGUUUGUGAAGCACCUGAGUAUGAAUGCACCUGCUUAUCAGGAUAUGAAAAAGGUGAAGAUGGACGCUGCGAACCGAUAUGUGAAGGCUGUGAACAAGGAAAAUGUGUUGCUCCUAACGACUGUCAGUGUCAUGACGGAUAUAGACGAGAAAAUAAUAAAUGUGAGCCUGUAUGCCACAACUGCGAACAUGGAAGUUGCAAAGCUCCCAACGACUGCCAGUGCCAUGACGGAUAUAGAAAAGAAAAUAACACAUGCGAGCCUAUAUGCUAUGACUGCGAACAUGGCAGAUGCGUGGCUCCCAGCGAUUGUCAGUGUAAUGACGGAUAUAGGCGAGAAGAAAACAAAUGUAAACCAGUAUGUGAUGACUGUGAAUAUGGAAAAUGCGUAGCUCCCAACGAUUGUAAGUGUCAGACCGGGUACAGACGAAAAAACAACAAAUGCGAACCCGUCUGUGAUGAAACGUGCCAGAAUGGUCUUUGCACGGCACCUAAUGAAUGCACAUGCAAGCGUAAUCACUCUCACGAUGCAACAAACAAAUUCAAAUGUAACCCCAUUUGCGAUAAUGCGUGUGUGAACUCUACUUGCAUUGCUCCUAAUACGUGCAUGUGCAUCGACGGGUUUGAAUCUUCUGGCAACAAUUGGACCUGUCGACCGAGCUGCAAGUCUUGCGACAAUGGACAAUGUUUGGCACCCAACGAGUGUGUAUGUAACAAAGGAUAUGAAAAAAAUGAUAAAGAUACAUGUGUUCCUGUUUGCAAAUUACCAUGCACUCACGGGGUUUGCACACAACCAGAUUUAUGUGUAUGCAAUCCGGGAUACAAGAUGGAUGAUAUCUCGAAGACUUGUAAGCCAACCUGCGACCAAAGUUGUGUGAAUGGCACUUGCGUUGCGGUUAACGAAUGCGAAUGUUUUUCUGGCUACGAGAAGACCGACGUCGGAAACAUUUGCAAGCCAAUCUGCGCACACACUUCUUGUGUGAACGGAGAUUGCGUUGCGCCCGAUGUUUGUCAGUGUCGCGACGGAUAUGAGUUCGUUAAUGGAACAUGUGGGCCUGUGCCGUUGAUGAACUGCAAGGACUGCGAGGGAUUGUGCAAGGACGGCGUCUGCGCGUGUCCCAACGGCUCUCUGUGCCACCAGGCCGAGUCCGCUUCUACUGACGUGGAGUCUACCCCUACGUUAGCUGGUCUGCAGUUGACGUGGGCGCUGGGAGGGGCGGUGGGGAUCCUGCUCGUCGUCAUCAUGAUGGUGGUCAUGGCUCGGAUCUGGCGCCAGAGGCAAAGAUACGACAAGAAGAAUCCAGACAAACAUGAUGCAGCCUAUGGAAGCGUUCUGUAUCCUCUUGCCAACACCUUGGUACCUCGGGAUCCGACCGACGUGGAUCCUGACUACGAUGACGUGGAGCUGAACAAGCAGACCGAUGUGGGUCUUCUAGGGCAUAUACCCACGGAAGACUGUGUCGAGAGGAUAAGCGCUGAUACUUACCUACUCUAUUUGCUCUUGCGCAUUUUUUCGGAGCUUCAGACUAGAGUGUGUCUUGCCAUGUGGAAGUUUGUUGUGCUUGGGCUGGUGCUGGUGAUAUGCCAAGUGGAAUCACGAGUUGGUGUGUGUCAAACUGUGAAGACAUACGAAAAGACAUAUUGGGGUCAGAAAUGGGGUAGCUAUGUCCAAUCCUACGAAUCUUGUUGGACGAGUCUGUGGUGCUCCACAAAAACAAGAAUAGCUCAUGGUUUUAGAGAUGCUAAACUGACGAAAGUUGGCUAUAAAUAUGAAGAUGUUUGCUGCGAUGGUUACACAGGCAAUCCCAAGUAUGGAGGACCCUGCAGACCUGUAUGCAAUCCACCCUGCAAAAAUGGCUUUUGCGACGCACCGAAUACAUGCAGAUGUAACUUUGGAUACAAAAUGUCCUUAAGCCUUACGUGUGAACCACAAUGUUCCAGGGGAUGUUCUCAUGGCAAGUGCGUCGGCCCAGAAAUGUGCCAAUGUGACUUGGGAUAUAAACUUUCUAAGUCCUUUACCUGCGAACCCCAGUGCUCUAAAGGAUGCCCGAAUGGAAAAUGCAUUAGCCCUGAAGUUUGUGAAUGUAAUGUUGGUUACAGCAUGUUGGAAAAUAUGACUUGUGCCCCUGUGUGCACGAAGGAGUGUCCUUCUAAUGGAAAAUGUGCCAGCCCUGAAGUGUGCCAAUGUGACCUCGGCUACAACAUGACAAUUGAUGGCACUUGCGACCCUCUCUGCUCUGACGGAUGUCCUUCUAAUGGAAAAUGUACUAGCCCUGAAGUUUGCCAAUGUGACCUCGGCUACAACAUGACAAUUGAUGGCACUUGCGAUCCUCUUUGCUCUGACGGUUGUCCUUCUAAUGGAAAAUGCACUACCCCUGAAGUUUGCCAAUGUGACCUCGGCUACAACAUGACAAUAAAUGGCACUUGCGACCCUCUCUGCUCUGACGGAUGCCCUUCUAAUGGAAAAUGCAUUAUCCCUGAAGUUUGUGAUUGUAAUGUUGGUUACAGCAUGUCGGAAAAUAAGACUUGUGACCCUGUGUGCACUAAGGAGUGUCCUUCGAAUGGAAAAUGUGUCAGCCCUGAAGUCUGCCAAUGUGACCUCGGUUACAACAUGACAAUUAAUGGUACUUGCGACCCUCUCUGCUCUGAUGGUUGUCCUUCUAAUGGAAAAUGCACUAGUCCUGAAGUUUGCCAAUGUGACCUCGGCUACAACAUGACAAUAAAUGGCACUUGUGACCCUCUCUGCUCUGACGGAUGCCCUCCUAAUGGAAAAUGUGUCAAUCCUGAAGUGUGCCAAUGUGACCUCGGCUACAACAUGACAAUAAAUGGCACUUGCGACCCUCUCUGCUCUGACGAAUGCCCUUCUAAUGGAAAAUGCACUAGUCCUGAAGUUUGCCAAUGUGACCUCGGCUACAACAUGACAAUAAAUGGCACUUGUGACCCUCUCUGCUCUGACGGAUGCCCUCCUAAUGGAAAAUGUGUCAAUCCUGAAGUGUGCCAAUGUGACCUCGGCUACAACAUGACAAUAAAUGGCACUUGCGACCCUCUCUGCUCUGACGGAUGCCCUUCUAAUGGAAAAUGCAUUAUCCCUGAAGUUUGUGAUUGUAAUGUUGGUUACAGCAUGUCGGAAAAUAAGACUUGUGACCCUGUGUGCACUAAGGAGUGUCCUUCGAAUGGAAAAUGUGUCAGCCCUGAAGUCUGCCAAUGUGACCUCGGCUACAACAUGACAAUUGAUGGCACUUGCGACCCUCUCUGCUCUGACGGAUGUCCUUCUUAUGGAAAAUGCAUUAGCCCUGAAGUUUGUGAAUGUAAUGUUGGUUAUAGCAUGUCAAAAAAUAAGACUUGUGACCCUGGGUGCACUAAGGAGUGUCCUUCUAAUGGAAAAUGUGUCAGCCCUGAAGUGUGCCAAUGUGACCUCGGUUACAACAUGACAAUUAAUGGCACUUGCGACCCUCUCUGCUCUGAUGGUUGUCCUUCUAAUGGAAAAUGCACUAGCCCUGAAGUUUGCCAAUGUGACCUCGGCUACUACAUGACAGUAAAUGGCACUUGCGACCCUCUCUGUUCUGGCGGAUGUCCUUCUAAUGGAAAAUGUGUCAGUCCUGAAAUGUGCCAAUGUAAUCUGGGAUACAAAAUGUCGCAAAAUGCCACUUGCGAUCCUCACUGCUCUCGGAAUUGCCCAGAAAAUUCUUGGUGUGUAAGUCCAGACGUUUGCCAAUGUGAAGUCGGCUACAACAUGACAAUAAAUGGCACUUGCGAUCCUCUUUGCUCUGGCGGUUGUCCUUCAAAUGGAAAAUGCACUAGCCCUGAAGUUUGCCAAUGUGACCUCGGCUACAACAUGACAAUGAAUGGCACUUGCGACCCUAUCUGUUCUGGCGGAUGUCCUUCUAAUGGAAAAUGUGUCAGUCCUGAAGUGUGCCAAUGUAAUCUGGGGUACAAAAUGUCGCAAAAUGCCACUUGCGAUCCUCACUGCUCUCGGAAUUGCCCAGAAAAUUCUUGGUGUAUAAGUCCAGACGUUUGCCAAUGUGACCUCGGCUACAACAUGACAAUAAAUGGCACUUGCGACCCUCUCUGUUCUGGCGGAUGUCCUUCUAAUGGAAAAUGUGUCAGUCCUGAAGUGUGCCAAUGUAAUCUGGGAUACAAAAUGUCGCAAAAUGCCACUUGCGAUCCUCACUGCUCUCGGAAUUGCCCAGAAAAUUCUUGGUGUGUAAGUCCAGACGUUUGCCAAUGUGAAAUCGGCCACAACAUGACAAUAAAUGGCACUUGCGAUCCUUUUUGCUCUGGCGGUUGUCCUUCAAAUGGAAAAUGUACUAGCCCUGAAGCGUGCCAAUGUGACCUCGGCUACAACAUGACAAUGAAUGGCACUUGCGACCCUCUCUGUUCUGGUGGAUGUCCUUCUAAUGGAAAAUGUGCCAGUCCUGAAGUAUGCCAAUGUAAUCUGGGGUACAAAAUGUCGCAAAAUGCCACCUGCGAUCCUCACUGCUCACGGAAUUGCCCAGAAAAUUCUAAAUGUGUAAGUCCAGACGUUUGCCAAUGUGAAAUCGGUUACAACAUUACAUUUGAUGGCACUUGCGACCCUUUUUGUUCUGAUGGUUGUCCUUCUAAUGGAAAAUGCAUUAGCCCUGAAGUUUGUGAAUGUAAUGUAGGUUACAGCAUGUCGAAAAAUAGGACUUGUGAACCUGUGUGCUCUAAGGGGUGUUCUUCUCAUGGAAAAUGCGUCAGUCCAGAAAUUUGUCAAUGUGACCUUGGUUACUAUCCUCGCAUACCUAAAAAUAAUAUCUGCAAACCUCUUUGUCAUACAGGUUGUAGAAAUGGAUUUUGUGUGAGCACACUCUACUGCAUAUGUAAGCUUGGCUUUAGAAUGUCUUCAAACGGCACAUGUGAACCUAAUUGCUCUAAUGGCUGCCCACACGGAGAAUGCGUAGCCCCAGAAACUUGUCAGUGUGAUUCCGGAUACAAAAUAAAAAAUAAUACCUGUGAGCCCCAAUGUUCUUCAGGAUGUCUCAAUGGUAAAUGUGUGAGUCCUGAUACUUGUUUAUGUGACCCAGGCUACACAUAUUCGAAUAACACAUGUCAGCCGGACUGCCCGAAUGGUUGUGACCAUGGUAAAUGUGUUGGCCUUGGUAAAUGCCUGUGUGAUACUGGAUAUUUGUAUACGUAUUCGAAUGAGCAUAUAAACGGUACUUGUAAACCAUAUUGCAAAAUAGAGUGUGGUAAUGGGAAGUGCACAGAACCAGACGUUUGUACUUGCGCUCCCGGAUACACUGUGGAUUUGCAAAACAAUAUGGAAAAUAAAACAGAGGGCCCUCUUUGCAUUCCUAAAUGUACUAAUUGUCAAGGACUUUGUGUCGCUCCAAAUCAAUGUGAUUGCCAGCCUCCAUUAAUCGCCAAGAACACUACCGCAAAUGGUGCCGAGUGUGAUGGUUUUGAAUCAAUAUCUGGAUUGAUUAUGUGCAAUAUGACAAUUUGUGUGUUAAAUUCAAGCACACAUGAUGACAAUUAUGUAACUGAAGUAUUUGAAUCCUCAGAAGGAAUUGAUUUGGAAACAACGUUUAUGUCAUCAAUAGUUACAAACAACAAAGACAUUGACUUAUCAACAGCUACAAACGAUGAAUUAGAACAAAAUGAUACAAUAAUGUAUCCUUCUUUUUAUACGACCAAAGUAGACAUGGACGAGUCAUCAACACCAACAGAUUAUGAAGACUUUACGCAGAGUGAAGUGAAUAUUACUAUCUCUUUCGUAACUACAAAGCUUGCAGAGAAAAGCUAUGAUAGUAAACUCCAAAAUGGUUCUAAAACCAGGUCCAUUCCAGUCUGGGUAUACAUUGUCGCAGCAGUAAUGGCCAUACUGAUUGUACUACUUAUUUUGAUGGUCUAUCUUAAAAGAAAUCUUUUGAUGAAUUACUUUAAGCGCAGCAAAUAUGAAGUGAAAGAUCACCCUGAAGAGUACAGUAUUCCAACUAUCCAGUUCACAGGAGUGAAGUCGGAGGAUGACCGUUCUAUGCACUCGAAUGAAACGUAUGAAUGUGUAAAUUAAUCACUAAAUUAAUGAAUAACACCUUAAUAGGUUAAAUUGUUACAAACAUGUUAUCGUAUGGAUAAAAGAUAUACACAAAAUGUAAUAUUUAA
Ostrinia nubilalis (European corn borer) is the source of this 7670-nucleotide messenger RNA. RefSeq names its product fibrillin-1-like. The coding region runs from base 154 to 7578 and encodes 2474 amino acids. Lineage: Eukaryota; Metazoa; Arthropoda; Insecta; Lepidoptera; Crambidae. The record is from RefSeq and is a predicted model, not a curated record. The transcript has 13 exons.